This is a messenger RNA of Lobosporangium transversale, 666 nucleotides long. RefSeq lists its product as hypothetical. Lineage: Eukaryota; Fungi; Mortierellomycota; Mortierellomycetes; Mortierellales; Mortierellaceae. The record is from RefSeq and is a predicted model, not a curated record. The transcript has a single exon. The coding region runs from base 92 to 526 and encodes 144 amino acids.
ACAUGUCGUAGUGGAGGAGUCUCCGUAUCAAGCAAUGGAACCCAAGGAAGAAGGGAACGAUCAGGAUCCAUCAUAGGCGGCCAGCAAAAUAAUGCUGAUCUCCCUUCAUCAUCUUCACAACACGUACACCAUACACCUCAACAAAACAUCAAUCAGCAACAUCUUGCGGAUACUGGCAUGGACAGUCACAACAAUCGAAUCAGACAUUGUAAAGGAGCAUAAGCCAAGAAGAGAGCGCCGAGAACGAAGUAGGCGGGAUCGAACAUCACGCCAAUCACAACAACAGCAACAAAAUGAUUUAAAUAAAGAUGAAAUGAGCAACACUAACAAUAACAGUAAUGACGGAUCCAUGAAACAACAGCAACAAACAACUCACCGAGUGAUAGUCGAUCCUAAUAGCUUUCAGCGCCAAAUUCUACAGCCUAAUCCCAAUAGUAGCGGCGGUAAUGAUCGGAAAGUGGCGAUGGCAGGAGGAGCAAGCACUCGUAGUGUAGGCGAACUAUACGAUGAUGAUUCGCGGGAUUAGAUCCUGGGAAGUUAAUUAAUCGGAGACAAGCCCCUGCAGUAGAACGGUUUAUUCUUGGCAGGGCACUAGCGCUAGUACAAAGCUCAAACCAACAGCAGCAAUCACAACAACAACCACAACAGCAGCAGCAACAGCAACCA